CCACAAUGGCCAGCGAAUUCAAGAAGAAGGUCUUCUGGAGGGCGGUGGUGGCCGAGUUCUUCGCCAUGACCCUCUUCAUCUUCAUCAGCAUCGGUGCGGCCCUGGGCUUCGAGUUCCCCAUCGAGAGCAACCCGGGCAACGUGAGCAAGACGCGUGUCCAGGACAACGUGAAGGUCUCGCUGGCCUUCGGGCUCUCCAUCGCUACCAUGGCCCAAAGCGUCGGCCACAUCAGCGGGGCCCACCUGAACCCGGCCGUCACCCUGGGCCUUCUCCUGAACUGCCAGAUCAGCAUCUUGCGGGCGAUCAUGUACAUUAUUGCCCAGUGCCUGGGCGCCAUCGUAGGCACGGCGAUUCUUUCGGGAGUCACCAGCUCUCUGAAGGACAACACGCUUGGCCUCAAUACGCUGAGCAAUGGAAUCAAUGCAGGGCAAGGCCUGGGCAUCGAAAUCUUUGCCACCCUGCAGCUGGUGCUGUGCGUGCUCGCCACAACAGACCGGAGGAGGACUGACCUCUCUGGAUCGGCUCCUUUGGCCAUUGGUCUGUCUGUGGCCUUGGGGCAUCUUCUUGCGAUUGAUUAUACCGGUUGCGGAAUUAACCCAGCCAGAUCUUUUGGUUCAGCCGUGGUUACAGGUGUAUUUAUGAAUCACUGGAUCUUUUGGGUCGGCCCAAUAAUCGGAGGAGCCAGUGCUGCCCUCAUCUAUGACUUCAUCCUGGCUCCCAGAACCAGCGACGUCAUGGACCGCAUGAAAGUCUGGACCAGCGGGCAGGUGGAAGAAUACGAUCUCGAUGCAGAUGACUCCCGAGUGGAGAUGAAGCCAAAAUAAAGGAGAAUC
Messenger RNA from Euleptes europaea (tarantolino), 833 nucleotides. It is a transcript of the gene AQP1, whose product is annotated as aquaporin 1 (Colton blood group). Gene Ontology annotation, molecular function: water channel activity; ammonium channel activity; carbon dioxide transmembrane transporter activity. The coding region runs from base 6 to 824 and encodes 272 amino acids. NCBI's taxonomy places the organism in Eukaryota, Metazoa, Chordata, Lepidosauria, Squamata, Sphaerodactylidae. Gene Ontology annotation, biological process: hyperosmotic response; carbon dioxide transmembrane transport; renal water transport. Gene Ontology annotation, cellular component: membrane. The record is from RefSeq and is a predicted model, not a curated record. The transcript has 4 exons.